Molecule: messenger RNA, 1953 nt
Organism: Pseudogymnoascus verrucosus
Lineage: Eukaryota; Fungi; Ascomycota; Leotiomycetes; Thelebolales; Thelebolaceae
Exons: 2
Coding region: 68-1687 (539 amino acids)
Biological process (GO): mRNA splicing, via spliceosome
Cellular component (GO): nucleus
Source: RefSeq, a predicted model, not a curated record
GUGAACUGGUGCUGCACUCCAUUGCCACAACCCAAACCCUCUACACUCUCUUGCAACAACCGUCACCAUGAACAAUCAGCAGUUUCGGAAGCUGGUACUUGAUACUCCUGCGCGGCAGAGUCUUAAUGGCGAUAAUAAGGCGACACUCGGCGCCACCCCACGCCGCGAUGGUGGCGCGACAGCCCUUGGUUCACGGAUGCGUUCAAGCAUACCUAUGACACCCCGAUCUGUGGCCACCUCCGGAGGCAACGAUUUCGCGCGACAACUUGCAGAGCGCCAGCGAGAAGCCUCUGGGCAGCAGCCUACGAAGAAAUUCCGAUCGGUUGCCGCACCGAAAGGCGCAAAACUCGCAAGUGGAUAUGUUGAUCGAACACAAAUGCGAGAGUCUGAGGUGGAGGAUGAGAAGGCGGAAAGAGUCAAGGCACUGGAGGAGAUGAUGAAGUUACAACAAAUCGACCAAGCGACCUUUGAGAAGCUGCGAGAUGAGAUUAUUGGUGGGGAUGUGAACAGUGUGCAUUUGAUGAAGGGGCUCGACUACAAGUUAUUGGAGAGGGUUAGAAGGGGUGAAGAUGUGCUGCAAGGGAAAUCGAAUGAAAGUGCGGAAACGGAAGAAGAUGAGGUUGACGUCGACGACGAGUUUGAAAAGCUGGAAGAGAAAGAGAUUGUCCCUGUGGCCCGGGAGAAGGUGGCUAAGCACGGAGAGAUGGCAAGGGCAUCUUUAGUUCCUGGAAAGAAGAGGAAUAGAGAUCAGAUAUUGGCUGAACUGAAGGCCGCAAGGGCAGAGGCGAAAGCGAAGGCUGGACCUUCACUCGGUACGAAGUUUAAGAAGGUGGGCGCUUCAAGGGCCGAGCCAAGGAUCGAAAGGGAUGAAAGAGGGAGAGAAGUGCUUAUAACUGUGGAUGAGCAUGGGAAUGAGAAGCGAAAGGUUAGACGGGUGCAGGUGGAACAACCAAAAGAAGAGAAGCAUGCCUUGUUAAUGCCGGAUAAAGAUGCAGCACCGCUCGGAAUGGAGGUUCCUGAUAUACCGACCCCAACGAUUGAAGAAGAUGAGGACUUUGACAUUUUCGAUGAUGCUGGAGACGACUAUGAUCCUCUCGCUGGCUUAGAGGAUGAUGUGGAUUCCGAGGUCGAGGCCGAAGAUGGCGAAAUUGCGAAGGCACCGAGCAAGGAUGUCCCGAGUCCGAGUCAAACCCCUGAAGAGGAGAAGGCUUCACUUGAUAAGCUGUCUAUGCCACCGCCUCCACGACCCAAAGCUGUUGUCAAAGCAAGGAAUUAUUUCGGCGAGACGGCAACGACAUCCAAAACCUCCGCCAAGCCCGCUCUUGGAGAUGCUACGAUUCUGGCUGCAUUGAAAAAGGCGUCGCAAAUCGGGGGUCAAGUCAAGGAAGCCAAGUCAGAAGAAGACGCGGCGCGCGAGACAAAGCUUCAGAAGAUGCUUCAAUCGCAGGAUCGCGAUGCUGAUGAUAUUGACAUGGGAUUUGGCAGCAGCAGGUUUGCUGAUGAGGAGGACUUUGGCGAUGAGAAGAUCAAGCUUUCUAAUUGGGGCGGUGACGAUGAUGGGGAUGAAGGUGGACGCGAUGGGAAGGCUAAGAGGAAGCGUGGGCCGAAGAAGAGGAAGGGUGAUGCUAAUAGCGCGGCGGAUGUGCUGAAAGUAAUGGAAAGGAGGAAGAUGGAAGACAAGUCUUGAGAUGGGGACAAACUGUGGAACGUUCCAGGUUGACAACUAUUAGAUUUUACAAGUCCCAAGGCUCUAACACAAGCCUUGGGGUUUAAAUUCUGGGCGGAUUAGGCCGGCAGAAGGUAAUAUUAAAUACAACUGAGUUAUCAAAAUAGCUCUCAUGAUUAUAUAUAUCAUCAUGGACUUGAAACCCUCUAUUACUCUUAGUGCUCCAACCAUUCCAGGCGGUCAUUUGUUGGCCGUUUUCAUUUCAUAUACUUCAUAUUAUAUCACUU